UGCAUUGAUUUUGUAUUGAAUGUAUUUUCUGAUGCUGCGGCGAUUAGCAUCACCCGUAUUUUUGGGUUAUUUUAGGCAAUUAGUGUGCCCCGCAUUGUUAUUAGUACGUUUCCGGUUCUGUGAGCAUGGUCGCUUGAGUUUGGUAGAUGUUUCGGUGCCACGAUCUUUUUACCAUUUCCAUUAGACAUAAUAAACUGGUCUGCCAGAACCCUGGUGUUUUUGAACUGUCUAAUCUGGGUUUAGCUUGGCUGCGUCUGGGCAGCUACAGUAAAAAGAUCCACUACCGACGAUGUCUACAGGAGGUGACGUACCGGAUUCUACUGUGAAUAUUCCGAAACACCCGUCCAUGGAUUCACUACAGGAACUCACAAAGACCAGCAAGCAAAAGGUCAGGUCCCCAGCACCUUCUGUGUCCUCUCACAGAUCGUGCGCGAGCUCAGUGCGUCUACAGCAGAAGUUAGCAGCGGAGACCGCGAAGAAACGAUUGGAGUUUCUAGAGGAGGAGUCGAAGUUGUUAGAAGAAAAGGCGGCAUACGAAGCCAACGCAAUCCUACAGAAAGCAAAACUGGAUGCAGCGGAAAGGAGGCUAUCAGCGAAGAAGGAGGCAGCCAUUGCUGUAGCUCAAUUACAGGCAGUAGAGGAAGAUGAAGAUUUGGACUUUCCGUAUGAACUUACAGAAAGUGACUCAGUGACACAGGAAAGAACAGCAGAGUACGUUAGGAAUCAAGAACCCAUCGUUCCGCCACAAGAGGAUCUGGAACAGGAACCAAAACCUAACAACAAAAUCCGCAGUGAACGUAUAGAGACAAACAAUUCUCAGUGUGUUGCUACAGACUUGGCAAAGUAUCUAGUGAAGCGAGAUUUACUGACAGCAAGGUUUCACAAGUUCGAUGACAAAUCGGAACACUAUGUUUCAUGGAAGUGCACUUUUCAGAGUGUGACAAGGGAAAUCGAAGCCACGCCGGCCGAAGAACUAGACUUGUUACUUCGGUGGACAGGAGAGGAAUCAUCCAAGCAAGUACAGAGUUUAAAAGUCGCAAACGCUGGAAAGCCCGUUACAGCACUGGAAAGAGCUUGGAAGCGCCUAGACAGCCGUUAUGGUUCUCCAGAGAAAGUGGAAGUGGCUCUCAAGAAGAAACUGAACUCUGUCCCUAAGAUGACAGUUAAGGACAGGGGGAAAAUGUAUGAACUUUCUGACAUUCUGUCUGAAAUAAGGGCAGUUAAGGAGAGACCAGAGUACGCUGGACUUUUAAGCUUCUAUGACACUUCUAUGGGAAUCAACCCCACGGUAACCAAAUUGCCACCCAACUUACAGAAUAAGUGGCGUGAUCGUGCCGCUAUGUACAAGCGUAUACACAGUGUGCUAUUCCCACCCUUCACAUACUUCUGCGACUUUGUGCAUGACAUGGCCGAAGUAUUCAACGACCCAAGCUUUGACUUCGAUAUAAAUACAAACACUUACAGUCAUGGACCGCCAGUGAGAAAUACUAGAGUGUCGGUAGCCAAGACAACGGUGGGCUCUACGAAUGGAACAGAAGAUGACCGUGUCCUAUGCAUCAUUCAUAAGACAAACCACACAUUAGAUGAGUGCCGUGUAUUUCGUCACAAGCCAUUCGAAGAACGCAAGACUCUUUUGAAGCAAAACGGAAUUUGCUUUCGUUGCUGCGCUGCCAAGCAUCUCAGAAGAAAUUGUCACGCAAAAAUUCGGUGUUCAGAGUGCGGCGAAAUGACACAUGCCACAGCUAUGCAUAUAUUCAGAACAUCACCUGCAUUGGAGACCUCACAGCCAUUCCAAGUAGCGUCGACUCAUGGCGGGGAGCACCGGACAGAAGUGUCGUCAAGCUGUACUGAGAUUUGCAAGGGAGGUCCAGCAAAGUCAUGUGCAAAGAUUGUGCUUGUGACAUUGUCACACAAAGACAGUGUGAAGAUUAGAACCUAUGCAAUCAUAGAUGAUCAAAGUAACGCUUCCUUGAUCAGUAGCGAACUUUUAGAUUUUUUCAAAAUCAAGGUUGAAGCAGAGCCAUACUGUAUUAACAGCUGUGCUGGGAAAGUCAUGACUGCUGGACGGCGCGCAGACGGCUUCAUUGUGACAUCAUUGUGUGGAAAGGAACGACUCGCUUUACCUACCUUGACAGAGUGUGAUAUGAUUCCAAACAACAGGAAUGAAAUCCCAACACCAGAGGUAGCUGCUAGAUACCCGCACCUCAAGUCUAUUGCUGGUAAACUACCCGAACUGGACUCUAAGGCCAAAAUCUCUCUUCUCAUUGGACGAGAUCUGACUCCCGCUCACUACGUGUUGGAUCAGAAGAUUGGACAAGCAGGCCAACCAUAUGCUCAGAGACUUAAGUUAGGAUGGGUGAUCAUUGGAGAGACGUGUCUGGAUGGCCAGCACUUACCUCAUGACUUGAACUCUAUGAAAACACACACUCAGUUCAACGGACGUCCUACUGCCUUGGAUCCUUGUGACAGUUAUCUACAUGUAGACUCAGUAUUUAGAACAACAAAGGAUGACAACAAACCGUCAUUAUCUAUAGAGGAUCAGCAUUUUCUAGACCUCAUGGACCGUGAGAUGACCCGAGACAAGAAUCACAACUGGGUUGCACCUUUACCCUUCAAGCAUUCUCGUCCGCCUCUUCCAAACAACCGUCAUCAAGCAAUGGACCGAGCGAGGAACUUUGACAUCUCUUUACGCAAGGAUCCGGUGAAACAUCGACACGCUCUGGAAUUUAUGCAAGCACUGUUGAAGAAUGGACACGCGGAGAUAGCUCCUGAACCUGAACUCAACCGAGAAUACUGGUACCUACCCAUAUUCGGAGUUUAUCAUCCCCAGAAGAAGGAUCGUAUUAGGAUGGUUUUUGAUUCAUCUGCGAAAUGUCAAGGCAUUUCUCUUAACGACGUUCUUAUGACAGGACCGAAUCUCAUGAACAAUUUAGUAGGAGUCCUUAUGAGAUUCCGUUUAGAGAAGAUUGCAGUAAUUGCUGACCUUCAACAGAUGUUUUACAGUUUUCUUGUUCACCCGUCCCAUAGAGACUAUUUACGCUUUGUAUGGUAUGAGGACAAUGAUACAACCAAACCACUGGUGGAUUAUAGAAUGAAGGUGCAUGUUUUUGGCAAUGGACCAAGUCCAGCUGUGGCUGCACUUGGGUUGAGGAAGACUGCAGAUAUAGCUGAGAAAACCGUGGGCGCUGAUGUCAAGGAGUAUAUCUACAAGAACUUUUAUGUGGAUGAUGCACUUUCAUCACACAGAUCAGCUGAAGAGGCAACAACGCUUCUCAAGAAGGCCAUGAAGUCUCUCCAAGAAGAGGGAAAUCUGAGGCUACAUAAACUUUGCUCAAACUCCGGUGAAGUACUUGCUGCAUUCGACAAAGAUGAUCUGGCGAAAGAUUUAACAGAGCUGGAUUUUGAUUAUGAUGAUCUCCCAAUCCAGCGGAGUCUAGGAGUUUCCUGGAAUCUAGAGAGAGACACUUUUACAUUUCGUGUGACUGUAAAUGAAAAACCAUUUACGCGACGUGGUGUGCUGUCUACCAUAAACGGACUGUAUGACCCCUUAGGAUUUGCUAUGCCUGUCACCAUUGCAGGAAAGUUACUCCUUCGAGAGGCUAUGAACCAGCCAUUAGAUUGGGACCAACCACUACCUGAGGAAUUUCGCAGCAAAUUCCAACUCUGGAAGAAUGACCUAGGCUCAUUAGAAGGAGUGAACAUCCCUAGAACUUACUCGAUGGAUGCAUCAUCUGACAGGGACUUGUUUAUCUUCACAGACGCUUCUGAAUUGGCUAUCGCUGCAGUGGCUUACAUUGUCACUGUCGACAACAGCAGUAAACGUCAUUUUGGAUUUUUACUUGGAAAGACCAAGGUAGCUCCUAAACAUGGCCAUACCAUCCCUCGUCUCGAGCUGUGUGCUGCUGUUCUAGGAACGGAAAUUUAUGACGUCAUCAUGGAUGAACUGGAAGUAGAAUUUCGUCAAGUGAAAUUCUUUACUGAUAGCAAGGUCGUCUUAGGUUAUAUUGGAAACGAGACCAAGCGGUUUUACACGUACGUCAGGAACCGUGUUGACAGGAUACGGAAGUCAUCAAGUCCUGAACAGUGGGGAUACGUACCGACCGCACAGAAUCCAGCAGAUGAGCCCACAAGAUCCAUUUCAGCUGGAAGUCUGCAAGAGAGCAAGUGGCUAAAUGGUCCUAGUGGUUCAUUCUCCAGACAAGCAGAGGAAAGUUACCAGGAGUUUCCAUUAGUUGACCCUGACGAGGACAAGGAGAUUAGAACUCUGAAAACCGAUUUAGUGGAUCAUGUUGCAGAGAAAACCCGUCCACUGUCUGAUCACUUUGAGAAGUUUUCGACGUGGAAAAGUCUAACCAGAGCCUUCCGUACCUUGAUAGGAUUCGUUCGCUCAAAAAUUGCAACCAAGAGUCAGUCACGUACACCUGAAGAAGAUGCCAAACUAACAGUCAUCAGAGUAGUCCAGAGAGAUUACUUCUCAAAGGAAAUUGCAGCCAUAAGAGAUAAAUUACCACUUCCGAGAUCUAGCACCAUCUUGGAACUCUCUCCUUACCUGGAUGACGACGGACUUCUUCGUGUUGGUGGACGCAUACGGGAGUCAAAACUGUCCAUGCUGCAGACAAACCCUGUCAUCAUUCCAAAACAUCACAUUUCCGUCUUGAUCGUCCGUCAUUUUCAUGAAAAAAUCAGUCACCAAGGGCGUCAAUUGACUGAAGCGGCUGUCAGAAGUGCAGGAUUUUGGUUGAUUGGUGGACGAAGGUUUGUGAAUUCCUGUAUUCAUCACUGUGUGAAAUGUCGAAAACUGCGAGGACGUCGUGAGGAGCAGAAGAUGGCUGACCUUCCAUUUGAUCGUUUGGACCCAGCACCCCCAUUCACUUACAUUGGGAUAGAUGUCUUUGGUCCGUGGACAAUAGCCACCCGUAAGACUCGCGGAGGAGAAGUCAACUCAAAGCGAUGGGCCCUACUGUUCACUUGCCUCGUUGUGCGCGCUGUGCACAUUGAACUGUUAGAGGAGAUGUCGUCUUCCAGUUUCAUCAAUGCUCUUAGACGAUUUUGUGCAGUGAGAGGGGAAGUGAAAAUUAUUCACUCUGAUCAAGGGACAAACUUUGUUGGCUCUACUAAGGACUUGAACGCGAAUGUCAUCAGAGUAGAUGACAGACCCAUACAGAGGUACCUUAUUGAUCACAGCAUCAACUGGGUUUUUAAUCCACCUCAUGCCUCACAUAUGGGAGGGGCAUGGGAGAGAAUGAUAGGAGUGGCAAGACGCAUACUGGAUUCUCUCUUGCUGGGUGUGAAGAACCUGACGCACGACGUACUUGCGACACUUAUGGCAGAAGUUUCAUCCAUCGUGAAUGCUAGACCCCUCACACCUAUGUCUUACGACCCUGAAUGUCCAUGUCCACUUACCCCAGCAAUGCUUCUUACUAUGAAGACUGAUCAGACAGUGAGAUCAUUUCAGCUGGACGACUUCAAUAAGAAGGACAUAUACAAGAAACAGUGGAGGUGUGUGCAGUACUUAGCAGAUCAGUUUUGGGCUCGUUGGCGAGUUGAAUACCUUCCAUCUCUUCAAGUGCGUUCCAAGUGGAAACAAGAGUCUAAGAAUCUCCAAGAGGGUGAUGUCGUGCUUCUCGCCGAUAAAUCUACAUACCGUAACGAAUGGCCAGUCGGAAGAAUCGUCAAAGCUCAUCCAAGUUCCGAUAAUCGCGUUCGCAAGGUUGAUGUGCGCGUCGGCAGUGACAAGAGAACAUUUACUCGACCCACAAGUGACAUUGUGUUACUUUGCAGGAAAGAUUGUGAAAGUGAAUGAACAUGUUCUGUAUUGUAUGCAUGUGUAAUAGAAACAUUACAUUUUCUUGUUUAUUUGUUGAUAUUAGGUGAUAUUAUUAAUAUCAGACGGGGAGUGUUGUGUAACGUGCAUUGAUUUUGUAUUGAAUGUAUUUUCUGAUGCUGCGGCGAUUAGCAUCACCCGUAUUUUUGGGUUAUUUUAGGCAAUUAGUGUGCCCCGCAUUGUUAUUAGUACGUUUCCGGUUCUGUGAGCAUGGUCGCUUGAGUUUGGUAGAUGUUUCGGUGCCACGAUCUUUUUACCAUUUCCAUUAGACAUAAUAAACUGGUCUGCCAGAACCCUGGUGUUUUUGAACUGUCUAAUCUGGGUUUAGCUUGGCUGCGUCUGGGCA
Molecule: messenger RNA, 6170 nt
Organism: Magallana angulata
Lineage: Eukaryota; Metazoa; Mollusca; Bivalvia; Ostreida; Ostreidae
Exons: 3
Coding region: 290-5803 (1837 amino acids)
Biological process (GO): DNA integration
Molecular function (GO): nucleic acid binding
Source: RefSeq, a predicted model, not a curated record